CCCCUGAACAAUAAUCUCGGAAUACCCUAGCGAACCGAGUGAGCCUAGGCAGGCCCCAGUCGAGAAGGAGUGUGUGACGUAAAGCAGCGAUCCAAACAAGUAUCAGCUGUGUGGCAGUCAUUGUUCGUUUCGGAUAUAUUUUUUUUUCCUCCUGGCAGUAGUACAAGAAUAAUAAAUCAUCCAACUUUCCAUUAUUUUUACUGUAUCUUCCCCCCUCCCUCGCUGAGACUCGAUAAAUUAUCGAGAUAAAGAAAAUAAAUCAUCAAAUUAUUGUUUUUUCCUUUUUUCUUUUGUUAAAUUAAUUUCAUUGAAAUAACGGUGUUGUGUUCAAGGAUAAAGAAGAGAAAAAAAAAGAGGAGAGAAAAUAUAAAACGGAGUUGAGAUAAUUCGGCGGGGGGGUGUCUCCCGUGGACACUAAGUGACGCAGAAAUUGCAUAAGAAAAUAAGGAAAAUUGUCGAAUUGAAGAAAAUAUUUCGAGCGUGGGACUUGAGGGAGAAGUGGACAUUUUCUUUUUUUCCUUUUCUUGUGGGGGAACAAAAUAACCGUGGAUUGAGGUGUUGGAACAGAGUUUGGGGAUAUUUUUUUGUGCUGGAGAGGAACACACAGAUAGUGGUGAUCGGUGGAUUUAAGAAGGUUUGGCCCAACUCCUAGGUGAAAAAUAAUCGUGUGAAAAACGGGGCGGUACGCGCAUAAGCCUGGCCUCGAGCGGCGAGUCGGACGACGGUGGGCUCGCUCCGCCACCGCGCAAAAGGUCCCGUAGUUCAAUUUCAACUACCCCAAGACCAGCGGACGAGUACCACAACAGCGCAAACAUGGAUAAUUAUCGUAUGAUGCAGCAAGCUACAAAUGGGGCGCCAGUAACAGGACCACAGCGGAAUGGUUCAACACCAGACACUGGUGGUUCCCAUGCCAAUGGCAACACAUCACCAAGAUGCGAUGGUGAUAUCAAUGGUGUCAAUGGUGAGAGCCAAGCACUGGGACCACCAAAGAUUAUGGAUAAGACUAAUCAGGACAUUGUGCGUCUCAUUGGACAGCAUUUGAAGGCAGUUGGACUUGAUCGCACAGCUGAUUUACUCAUGCAGGAGUCUGGCUGUCGUCUGGAUCAUCCAGCAGCCGCUAAAUUCCGUCAGCACGUUAUGGACGGUGACUGGAACAAAGCGGAUCACGAUCUCAAUGAGCUCAAGCCAUUUCUCAAUAAUCCAAAUCAGAGUCUAGUUGAGAUGAAGUUUCUGCUGUUGGAGCAGAAGUAUCUCGAGUUUCUCGAGGAGGGUCUCGUGUUGGAUGCACUGCAGGUGUUGAGGAAUGAGCUGACACCGCUGGGACACAAUACGGGACGGGUUCAUCAAUUGUCUGCAUUUAUGAUGUGCAGUGGGAGAGAUGAACUGCAGACACGUGCAGGAUGGGAUGGCAAGGGUUCGGCCUCUCGAGCCGCCCUGAUGGAUCGACUCCAGAGGUACCUUCCCCCCUCCAUAAUGCUACCACCACGACGCCUUCAAUCACUGCUGAGUCAGGCUGUUGAGAUGCAGAAUCAACAGUGCACCUAUCACAUUUCUCCCAACCAGGCGACACUGGAGAGUGUCUCACUGCUGGUGGAUCACAACUGUGGAAAAGAGCAUUUUCCCUGUCACACGACUCAAGUGCUCAAUGAUCACUGCGACGAGGUGUGGUACUGUAAAUUUUCACCCGAUGGCCUGAAACUAGCCACUGGCUCCAAGGACAUGACCAUCAUCAUCUGGGACGUUGAUCCUGAGACGCUGAGGGUCACUCACAGAAAAACACUGGAGGGUCACACGUUUGGGGUGGCUUUCAUCACUUGGAGCCCUGACAGCAGUCAUCUCAUCGCGUGUGGCCCUGAGGAUUGCCCUGAACUGUGGGUUUACAGCGUCAACUCUCGUGACUGCGAUCUCAGGAUCAAAUUCACACAGAGCACUGAGGACUCACUCACUGCUUGUGCCUGGCACAGGGAUGCCAAGAAAUUUGUCACUGGGGGAAUUCGAGGACAGUUUUAUCAAUGCGAUUUGGACGGGAAUAUUGUUGACUCUUGGGAAGGAGUUCGAGUGAAGAGCCUGUGGUGCAGGAGUGACGGAAAAACAGUACUAGCUGCUGAUACUCAUCAUCGUAUUCGCAGUUACAACUUCGAAGAAUUGGCAGAUUUCACGAUGUUGCAAGAGGACCACGCAGUGAUAUCAUUUAGUGUGAACAAAGCAGAUCGUCUGGUUCUCCUGAACAUAGCGAAUCAGGGAGUCCACAUGUGGGACCUGCAAGACAGAUGCCUUGUGAGACGCUUCCAGGGGGUCACCCAGGGGCACUUCACCAUUCACAGUUGCUUUGGGGGAGUCAAUCAGGACUUUAUAGCCUCUGGAAGUGAAGACAAUAAAGUAUACGUAUGGCACAUCAAACGAGAACUGCCAAUAGCUGUAUUAACUGGACACAGUAGAACUGUCAACUGUGUGUCGUGGAAUCCUGUGUAUCAUCAGAUGAUGGCUUCGGUUUCUGAUGACUGCACUGUCAGAAUAUGGGGUCCAAGGGCGUCCUCUCCUGAUAGAGUGGAUACUAAGACUGCAUCACCCGAAAGCAACUCAUCAAACGGGUCUGGCUGGCACGAGAUGGUGUCGUAGCAAAUUACAACCUAGCCAUAACUCCCAUGACCUCAUGGUGUUCAAAAAGACUGUCCGUACGACCGUCAUGUUGAGUCUCAUCACUCCUGUGCCCACUAACAAAUCUACAAACGAUGAAUAAUCGAGAACGAAGUAACUUCAAGGGAAUUAACAACAGAAUCAAUAACUUAACAGGCAAUGCUGUAGAAAUUCGUGUGAAUUACAGAUGUGCAGAUAA
Diachasma alloeum is the source of this 2836-nucleotide messenger RNA. Its product is annotated as WD repeat-containing protein 26. Gene Ontology annotation, cellular component: GID complex. The transcript is spliced from 7 exons. Gene Ontology annotation, biological process: proteasome-mediated ubiquitin-dependent protein catabolic process. NCBI's taxonomy places the organism in Eukaryota, Metazoa, Arthropoda, Insecta, Hymenoptera, Braconidae. The record is from RefSeq and is a predicted model, not a curated record. The coding region runs from base 814 to 2619 and encodes 601 amino acids. Gene Ontology annotation, molecular function: protein binding.